UGUGUUUGUGUGUAUGUGUUUCUCCCAUGCUGACUCAUGGCAUUGAAGCCUCUCUGGAAACACCCCCACCACUCUAGCCAGCCAAUUUAUACACACCCCUUCGGCUCCUCCUUGAUUCAAAUGUUAGGUCAAGAGGAAGAAGGAAACUGAAUUCAAGAGCUGCUCUCAAGCAUCUAGAAUUCUCUGUACCUCACCUUUUGAGAAGAGAGACUGGCCCCAGCUCUGCCUCAGUCCACUGCAAGCUGGGCUCUCCUCUUAAAGCACCAACUUUAUUUGAGCCUUUGGAUAAAACUGAAAGAAAAGAGUCCACGAGUACUGUGGAUUGUGCAGGAGGCAGGGGGCUGACAACUGGCAGUAUAAACAGAAAGAUGGCAGGCCCGAUGCCCAGCAUUGAAACAGACCCUGAAAUUGAGCUUUUCGUGAAGGCUGGAAGUGAUGGGGAGAGUAUUGGAAACUGUCCCUUUUGCCAACGCCUUUUUAUGAUCCUCUGGCUUAAAGGAGUUAAAUUCAAUGUGACUACUGUUGACAUGACCAGAAAGCCCGAAGAGCUGAAGGACUUAGCUCCAGGUAUCAAUCCUCCCUUCCUGGUGUAUAACAAGGAGUUGAAAACAGACUUCAUUAAAAUUGAGGAGUUUCUAGAGCAGACACUGGCUCCUCCAAGGUAUCCUCACCUGAGUCCCAAGAACAAGGAGUCCUUUGAUGUGGGCUGUAACCUCUUUGCCAAGUUUUCUGCAUACAUUAAGAAUACACAAAAGGAGGCAAAUAAGAAUUUUGAAAAAUCUAUGCUCAGAGAAUUCAAGCGUCUGGAUGACUACUUAAACACCCCACUUCUGGAUGAAAUUGAUCCAGACACUGCUGAGGAACUCACAGUUUCCAGAAGAUUGUUCUUGGAUGGAGAUCAGCUGACACUGGCUGACUGCAGCUUAUUACCCAAACUGAACAUUAUUAAAGUUGCUGCCAAGAAAUACCGUGACUUUGACAUUCCAGCAGAAUUCUCAGGCGUCUGGCGCUAUCUACACAAUGCCUAUGCCCGUGAAGAAUUUACCCACACAUGUCCUGAAGACAAAGAAAUUGAAAAUACCUAUGCAAAUGUGGCUAAACAGAAGAGUUAGGACAGCUCUUUCGGUAGAAAAAGCUCUCUUUUCACUUGUUAUCAUAUUAGAAAGGUUUUUGGAAAUAAGAAUAUGGGAAACAUUGUUUCCUCUAUCCAACUCUAUUACGAAAGAGAGCACUAUAUUAUCUGUAUCUAGUUAGUC
Ceratotherium simum simum (southern white rhinoceros) is the source of this 1256-nucleotide messenger RNA. RefSeq names its product CLIC family member 2 (gene CLIC2). Gene Ontology annotation, molecular function: chloride channel activity. Gene Ontology annotation, biological process: chloride transmembrane transport; negative regulation of ryanodine-sensitive calcium-release channel activity. The record is from RefSeq and is a predicted model, not a curated record. NCBI's taxonomy places the organism in Eukaryota, Metazoa, Chordata, Mammalia, Perissodactyla, Rhinocerotidae.